Microsporum canis CBS 113480 is the source of this 1602-nucleotide messenger RNA. RefSeq names its product DNA primase small subunit. Gene Ontology annotation, biological process: DNA replication, synthesis of primer. The transcript has 3 exons. Bases 1 to 1602 code for a protein of 533 amino acids. Gene Ontology annotation, cellular component: alpha DNA polymerase:primase complex. The record is from RefSeq and is a predicted model, not a curated record. Lineage: Eukaryota; Fungi; Ascomycota; Eurotiomycetes; Onygenales; Arthrodermataceae.
AUGGAGGACAAGGAUGACGAGGUGCUGCCGGAUGUCCCCCGGUCAGACGAUAUCCAACCAAAGCUAGAUGAUGGAGCCGCCGAAGGCGCGCAGAACGACGCGAAGGGAAAUGCCAGCCUAGAGGAUAUACUAUUCAAAGACGAUGAUGAUGACGAUGACGUUGUCAAGAAGCAGAAGGAGGAGGACGAUACGGAAACAAAAAAGGGUGUCAAGCUAGAGGACAUGUUUGAUGAUGAUGAAGAUGAAGAUUUUCCAGAUUCAGACGCUAUACAGAUACCAAACCAGCCUGCAGUUCCAUCCACUCAAGUCGACCCGGAGUCGAUGUCUGCCUUUUACCAACGCCUAUUCCCAUUCAAAUACCUUUUCCAGUGGCUUAACCACGGAGUGAAACCUUCUACAGACUUUGGCAACCGAGAAUUCGCUUUCACACUUCCUAAUGAUGCUUAUUUGCGAUACCAAUCUUUUCAGACAGCGGACACGCUUCACAAAGACGUUAUGCGAUUAAACCCCUCUCGUUUUGAAAUCGGCCCUGUCUACAGUACAAACCCACGAGACCGCAAAUCUCUACGAAAACCUGGUGCCUUCAAACCCAUCUCGAAAGAGCUAGUCUUUGACAUCGAUUUGACAGAUUACGAUGAUAUCAGAACAUGCUGUAGCAAGGCUAAUAUAUGCGAGAAGUGCUGGGCGUUUGUCACGAUGUCCAUCAAGGUGAUCGAUGCAGCUCUGCGGGAGGACUUUGGAUUUGAACAUAUCCUGUGGGUGUACUCUGGGCGUAGAGGAGCACACGCCUGGGUUUGUGAUAAAAAGGCACGCAAUCUUCCAGACGACAGGCGAAGGGCCAUCGCCGGGUAUCUGGAAGUGGUUCGCGGAGGCAGUCAGAGUGGAAAACGUGUCAACCUCAGGCGGCCGCUACAUCCACAUAUCACACGGAGCCUCGACACGCUGCGGGAAUAUUUCGCAUCUACCGUCCUGGUGGACCAGGACCCAUUCAGCAGGCCGGACCAAGCCAGCAGACUCCUCGAGUUACUCCCAGAUAAAACAUUAAGGACAGCCUUGCAAAAGAAAUGGGAUUCUUCACCUGGACGGCAUAGCCGUAACAAGUGGGCGGAUAUUGACGCCGUGGCAAAGACAAACUGUCGCGGCCUAGACACAAAAGCAUUGCUAGAAGCGAAACAAGACAUCGUUCUAGAAUAUACAUAUCCACGACUCGAUGCCGAAGUCAGUAAGAAGCUGAUUCAUUUGCUGAAGAGUCCGUUUGUUGUCCACCCGGGCACUGGCAGAGUAUGUGUUCCGAUUAAUAUUCAAAAGGUGGACAAGUUCAACCCCUUGAAAACUCCCACUCUGGCACAACUCUUAGACGAGAUCAACUCUUGGAAUCCCUCACAGGCGAACCAACAGGAUCAGAUGCCAGCGUCUGAUGGCGGAAGCGGCCAGGACGAGACUGAUGCUGGCCCUAAACCGAAGAAAAUCCAGGAUUAUGAGAAAACGAGCCUGAAGCCAUAUAUCGAUUAUUUCCGCUCAUUUGUUGCAAAAUUGAACAAUGAUGAACGACCAGCCAAGAGAGAACGACCAGGAGAAGGCUCAAAUGCUAUGGAGUUUUAG